UGAUACAGUUGUGGGUGCGCACGAAUGUUAUUGAGUCCAAAACAUUGUACUGGUCCUUGUUGACGUGACGUCACCAAAUUAGGGAGCUGGGAUGUGAGCUCCGCGCGCCCUGCAGUCAGAGCUGAGCGGGGCUGCGCUCUCUGCACACGGACCGCAGCGACAAGGCCUAAAAACAAUGAUGGAACUAAUGACAGUGUCUCCCUCCCAUUACCUCAAUUCAACACACACCUAUGGAAGAAACGUCUCCCUGUUUGAAGAGUAUGACUACAGGGAUGACUACAUGGAGGACCACGCUGACCUGAGACGUUCCCUAAACAUCAUGUCUGUCAUCGUUUACAGCCUUGCUUUCUUUCUCGGUGUGCUUGGGAACGGGGUGGUCAUCUGGGUAGCGGGCUUCAAGAUGAAAAAAACAGUCAACACAGUUUGGUUCCUCAACCUCGCAGUGGCGGACUUCCUCUUCACGGCAUUCCUGCCUCUCAGUGUGACCUACACCGCCAUGGAAUUCCACUGGUGCUUUGGGAAGUUCAUGUGCAAGCUCAACACCACCAUAAGCUUUCUGAACAUGUUUGCCAGUGUUUACAUCCUGGUAGUGAUCAGUGUGGACAGAUGUGUGUCCGUGGUGUGGCCCGUCUGGGCCCAGAACCACAGAAACGUUCGUAAGGCGUCCUGUGUGAGCGUCUGCGUGUGGGUGCUGGCUUUGGUUCUCAGCGCCCCGUACUUCGUCUUCAGGGACACGGGGCCUUCCUUCUUCAACCAAAACAUCAUCAACUGCUUCAACAACUUUGCUUUCUCUGACGACUACGAAACUCCAUCGGUGAAUCAGCUGAGACUUUUUCGCCAUCAAGUCAUGACCAUCACCCGCUUUCUCCUGGGAUUCGUCAUCCCGUUCUCUGUCAUCGUCUUCUGCUAUGCGGUCAUCAUCCAUCGGCUCAGAAGGAACCACACUUUGGCCAGCCAGUCAAGCCGGCCGUUCAGAAUCAUCGCCGCCAUCAUCGUUACCUUUUUCCUGUGCUGGUCUCCCUUUCACAUCAUGGGUCUGAUUGAGUUGGUGACUCACAUGGUAGAUAGUGAGACACUGGGUCACGUCAUCACUAUAGGAAUCCCAAUAGCCACAAGUCUGGCUUUUCUCAACAGCUGCUUGAACCCACUUCUCUAUGUGUUCAUGGGCCAGGACUUCAAGGAUAAAGUCCGCAAAUCAAUCCUGAAUGUGCUGGAGACUGCUUUCCAGGAGGAAGCGUCUCGCUCACACACCUGCACAAUCUCAGUGAUCACAAUCCGGAGCAAAGACAAGUCCUUUUCUGAUCCUGAGCUGCUGAGCUUUCACUAAAAAACUCGCUUUUAAACCUAAAGUAAAGAUAUUUCUGACUCUGUUAUCAUUAUUGUCUCUCUGUUAAAGUUUAGCUGCAUUUUGAAAGCACUAUAACUAAUUUCAUGCAUGACAAACCCUUUACUUAAUGAUCAAAGUUAGAGGAAUAUAGGCCCAACCUAAUAAUAAUAAUAAUUACAAAAUAGUCCUUUUUGAAAACAUCAACUAUGCUGCACCACUUUAAAAAUGCACAUAGGAUCAUAUAGAUGAUAUAGUGCAGUUAUUCUAAAAUAACUUUGAAUUCAAAAUGAUUUAGGAGAUUAUACAAUACAAGAGUGUGCCAAAAAUGUGAGAUUAUCAUUUAAUGUGAUUUGUAUCCUGUUCAGUCUGAGAUUUUGCAAUUGAAGGCGUCUGCUCAUGUUUAGCAGACACUGUUCUCUUGGAUCCAUUUCAGAGAUUUUGAUAAAAAGCCAUUUAAUUUUUAUUGAGUAAUGAAAAUAUAUGACUUUAGCAAAUAUGGGGUGUGGCCAUAAAUUGUGAAAAUAAAUUAAACCUUGUGUGUGAAAUUAUGUUGGAUUUUUUUAAACGCCAACUGUGUGGUUAACCUCAUUUAAUUACAUUCUUCUGACUUUUUUUCUUUUUUUUUUGCAGUUUUCCUGUUUAUGAAUACUAUUUAAAGGUAAAGUUCAAUCUUUUUUCUGGUUAAUAGAAUGUUAAUAGAAAGUGAUGAUCAUUACAUCUAUUGACCCCAUUCUGUUUCAGUGAAAUCACUAGAGUACACUAGAGGGAGCUCUUUCCAAAAUGUAAUUAUUACCAGAAACAGACUUUUUCAGAAAAACUGAGUCAUAGUUUGAUGACUUUGGAUUAAUAAUUCUACAAAUACUUCAGAUGAAUGAUAAUCUACAAAUAAUUCAAACAUGUUUUUGUUAAUCUUAGCUGGAUAUGAUUUUUGGAUAUGAUUUUUCUUUUUUAAUCAGCAACCUUUGCAUGUUUUUUCUCCCAUAAUUAUAAGACAUCCAGCAGGCAUGGAAUACAUAAAAGUACUGGGUAUUUUUUUUUUUUUUUGUUAUCCCCGCUUAGACACACAAACUGUUGGAAUAGUGGAACUGCAGUCCUGAAAUAUUGGGGUAAAUUAGAGUCAUAAAACUAUAAAUAAACAAGAAGGUGGAAAAUAUUCAGCUUUCCUGAAUUUGUAAAAAUGAGUUUCACUGAUGAGUGGACAUGGUUGUAUGAAAGGAAGUUGUAAUUUGUUGUGAUAGAGACUUUUCUGCUAUCUUCUUCAUAAAAGCAGAAAAUAAUUUGACUUCAGUAUUAUCCUUUGAACUGGAAAAUGUUUCAAAAAAUGAUAUUAAAACAAUGUGUUGCUGUUAUGCUUAAAAAAAUGUUCUGACAAUUUCAUUUCUAAUAAAUGUUUGAUGAAAUACUUGAGUCUUUCUGAACUGAUGUGCCUUACAGAACACAAAUAUCCACAAAUAGUUUUCUAAAGCCUUGAUAUUGAGAAACUAAUCUCAAUUUAAGUAUUUGACAAGGUAAUUAGACAUUUCAAAUUUAAGUUUGAAAAUGUUUUUCACUCAUCUAAUGUGUUUACAUUAUAUUUUUGAUAUCCUAAAUCUUGUUCUCUUGAUGUUCUGAGAUGAAGUACUGCUUGUGUACUGGGAACUGUUGUUUUACUGUGUUUUAUUAGGCUAAAUGAAUACAAAUUUAAUCUGUUCCUUUGCUCAAGUUUUUUUAAACAUUUUCUAAAGACAAUCAAAAUUAAUAAAAAUAAGUUGAUUAAGAAACUUACAAGCAAGAAAGUACUAAACCAAAAUACGGAAUAUUCAGAAGUGUUCAAGUUACUGUCAGGAAGUGGUGG
Messenger RNA from Oryzias melastigma (Indian medaka), 3161 nucleotides. RefSeq names its product chemokine-like receptor 1. Bases 176 to 1327 code for a protein of 383 amino acids. The record is from RefSeq and is a predicted model, not a curated record. Gene Ontology annotation, biological process: inflammatory response; phospholipase C-activating G protein-coupled receptor signaling pathway; positive regulation of cytosolic calcium ion concentration. The transcript has 2 exons. NCBI's taxonomy places the organism in Eukaryota, Metazoa, Chordata, Actinopteri, Beloniformes, Adrianichthyidae. Gene Ontology annotation, cellular component: plasma membrane. Gene Ontology annotation, molecular function: G protein-coupled receptor activity; complement receptor activity.